AUGAAAAAUCAACUUACUUCAUCUCUUGACAUUGUUCAUGUUUUUGCUAAAGCAAAUAACAACAAUAUCAAAGAAAAGAAACUCAGUUUUUUAUUAAUUUACAAUCAAAACUACAACAAAACUCUUCGGCAAUUUGAAGAUAUUUUACGUUUACUUGACAAAUUAAUUGUAAAAGAAUUGGUAAAAGUUCGUGUUGAUUUAAAAAAAGCAAAUACAAGUACAAGUUCUACACAAUUAACCUGUAAAGUAUUGACCUCGGUUCUUUGUGAAUUGGGCUUUUUGAUCGAUAUUGACCUCAGUUCUUUAUGGAAUAUGGAUGUAUUAGCUUCAGUUCUUUGUGGAUUGGACUCUUUGAUUGGUAUCAAUCUCAGUUCUUUGUGGAUUGGACUCUUUGAUCAGUAUCAGCUUCAGUUCCUUAUAGAUUGGACUCUUUGA
Molecule: messenger RNA, 435 nt
Organism: Rhizophagus irregularis DAOM 181602=DAOM 197198
Lineage: Eukaryota; Fungi; Glomeromycota; Glomeromycetes; Glomerales; Glomeraceae
Source: RefSeq, a predicted model, not a curated record